AAUAAUUCGGUAUAUAUAUUAUACAAAUCUAUGAAAGGCUAGAAAUAAGACAAUGAACGAAUCCCCUGCCGACUCCUCUGAAGAGAGAGCUCAGCGCCACUGGUGCUUCCGCUUGUCGUCUGUCGUCUACCCGGCGGCCGCGGCGGAGGCCUCCGAUGCCAUCGGGGCAGUCGAGUUCGACCCCACCGACAGGCUGUUGGCCACCGCCGGCAUCGCUAGGAAGAUAAGGUUGUACAGCCUCGCCGGUUUGGUUUCGUCUGAAUCCGAGCCGCGCGUAUAUGGCCACGCCACCGCCUGCCAGGUCUGCAUCUGCGCGCCGGCGAAGCUCAGCAGCCUGCGGUGGCGGCCCGGAUCCGACGGCCGCAUCAUCGGGUCGGGAGACUAUGACGGCGUGGUCACCGAGUACGAUGUGGAGCGGAGCGCGGCGGUGCUGGAGCGCGACGAGCACGGCGGCCGCCGCGUGUGGAGCGUGGACUACUCGGCGCGCGGAGAGCUCGGCGCCUCCGGGUCCGACGACGGAACCGUGCAGCUGUGGGACCCGCGGUGCGGCGGCAGCGGAUGCGCGGCCGCCGUCAUGCGCGCCGACGGUCCGGUCUGCUGCGUGGAGUUCGACCCCGAAGGCGGGCCGUGGGUCGCGGCGGGCAGCGCCGACAGCCGCGCGUACGUGUUCGACAUCCGUGCGGCGGCGGCGGGCCCGGUGGCCGCGUUGGGCGGGCACGAGCGGGCGGUGACGUACGCGCGCUUCGCGCAGGGGGGGAGCCGCCUGGUCACGUCGGGGACCGACGGGACCCACCGGCUGUGGGAGUGGGAGCAGGGGAGGCAGGUGCGGGAAUUCCGCGGCCACGCGAACGCCCGGAGCUUCGUCGGCAUGUCAGUGUGGCGCGGCGCGGGGCUCAUCGGAUGCGGGUCGGAGAGCGACGAGGUUUUCGUGUACGACCUCCGCUGGGCGGACCCGAUUUGGGUGCAAGGAUUCGGGCGGCGGACGGAGGCUAGGAGCGACCAGAACGGGUUCGUCGGGGCGGUGAGCUGGAGGCAGCUGGCAGCUGACGGCGACAGCGGCGCGCUCGCCGCCGGCGGGACGGAUGGAACCUUGCAAGUGUUCGCCGCAAGGAAGAAGGCACAUAUUCUUACCGAUUGAUCGAUUCGAUCGAUUCUGUUUUCCUUUUUUUUUUUUUGCAGUCUUUAUGUCACUGAUUGGAGAAACGUAUCGCGGAUUAUACAUCACAUUGUUUCGAUUUGAAAAUCCAGAAUUCUAACUAGGAUUGUGUUGCAAGAUUUUGCUUUGAAAACAACUGCUCGUCGACGAACAGUUGGUCGAUCGUGUGGUUGCUCGAUGCAAGAAAAAUAAAUUAUACGGAUCCAGAUUUAAAAAAUAUUGUUUUUUUUAAAU
Messenger RNA from Zingiber officinale, 1390 nucleotides. RefSeq names its product WD repeat-containing protein RUP2-like. Gene Ontology annotation, molecular function: protein binding. Bases 53 to 1138 code for a protein of 361 amino acids. Gene Ontology annotation, biological process: response to UV-B. The record is from RefSeq and is a predicted model, not a curated record. NCBI's taxonomy places the organism in Eukaryota, Viridiplantae, Streptophyta, Magnoliopsida, Zingiberales, Zingiberaceae. The transcript has a single exon.